UCUCGCAACGUUCAAACGCCUUUCACAACAUAUUAAAACAUGUAAAUUUCCAUUGUAAUAAAGUUUUACAGCUACAAUUAGGUAUUCAAGUGAUAUUGCCAAGUAAACAAGCUUUAUCUGUGAGUGAUAACAGCAACAGCAUUCGUGGUCCCGUCUCCCAGAGGAGCGAACGUGUAUAUUAUUUUUGGGUUUUAUUUAGUUUUCUAGUGGAAAUAGUGAAAUUGUGUUGAAAAUGCGGCGAGGCGGUGCGAGGCGCGCUCGCGGCGCUCGCGGGUCAUGAACGACGUGAAACAGAUGUGAACCGUUUGCCUUCCACGACGCACGUGUUUGUGAUUUGUGUUUUGUGCGAACUGUACCGUACCAUCAGUGACGCGAUCCAGUUCUAAAGAUUUCAACCCUGCUCAUCGCCAAGUUGAAAUGUUGCACUUAUCGAAACUUUAAAGCUUCAUGUCAUUAAAGUUUCGAAGGUUCAGGAGUAGAACGCGCGAAGAUAAAGAAAGUGACUAUUUCGAAAGUGUGAAAUCGAGGACUAGCCGGUCCUUGAUGAACCCGACAACUUACAAUCCUUGCGCUCUUACACUUUGUAUCUCCAAACGGCCUUGUCGCUAUUCAGCUAGAGACCCAAGAUUAAGACAAUCGUCGAGAGAAAUCAGGAUCUCCUCGACGUAGACAGUCUAUCUGGGUGUCAUACCCAAAUUCGGUAGAAAUCAACGUUCCUUAGAGGCGUGAAUUAGAGCACUCAAGUACGUACUUAGACCCGUACUUAAAACAACGCUCGCGUUAAAAACUAAUGGACUCGCAAAGAGCCCAGGCAAAUGGAAUUCCAGGGAAAGAGAAAGCAUUCAAGUAUGAACAAAAGGUACCGUCUGAAGAGGAGAAGACUACGUCUCCAUUACUUUACAAAGCCGACAAUAUUAAGUAUAUAGAUGCGGCGGAUGACGAGAAGUUGAACAAUGAGGACAAGCGUGAUAGAGAUUUAAAUACUGUCAAUUCUAUGAAAACGAACCAUGUUACGGACAGUUUGGCUGUGUCCUAUACUAAGAAUGAAAAAGAUGAGGAUGCGGUUUCUACAAAUGAAGGAGUUAAGUUCUUGGGGCUGGGCGAUACGGACAGUAUUUGCUCGAGCAAGCCGCCCGAAGAGCAAGGCCCACAGAUACCUGACGGUGGUUGGGGAUGGGUAGUUGUACUCGCGUCAUUCUUGAUCGCGACCGUCGCUGACGGUUUAGCCUUCUCGUAUGGACUAAUAAACGAAAAGUGGGUGAAGCACUUUAAUACGACCGAAGCCAAGGUGUCUUUGAUCGGAAGCUUAUUCAUAUCCGUCCCACUGAUAGCUGGACCUAUCAUGAGCGCCCUUGUAGAUCGGUAUGGAUGCAGGAAAAUGACUAUCUUAGGAGGUGUCGCCUCUACUAUUGGAUUUGUAGCUGCAGCAGUGAGUAACUCUGUGGGAGUUCUGUAUGUGACUUAUGGUCUCAUGGCGGGUCUAGGAAUGGGGCUCUUGUACGUCACCGCUGUUGUGUCCAUAGCAUAUUGGUUUGAGAAGCGAAGAAAUCUGGCUGUAGGACUUGGCUCUUGUGGCGUUGGGUUCGGAACAUUUAUAUAUUCACCACUCACAACGUUUUUAUUGGACUACUACGGAUGGAGAGGAACACUCCUAAUAUUGGCAGGCACGGUACUUAAUGUGUGCGUAUGUGGUGCUAUCAUGAGAGACCCUGAAUGGUUGAUUGAGGAGCAGAAGAAGAGUAGGAAAUUAAGUAAAGCGAAAAGAGCGUCGAGUUCAAUAUCGAUUUCAGCAAAAUCUGCAAAAUCAGGCGGUGGCGAGUCUGUCUAUCCUGGUGCAGAAGAGUUGAAAUCAUUGAUGAAAAGUGGAGAAACACCGGAAUAUAUACUAACGGCUCUAGUAGCAUCUAUAGCAGAAGCAGAACAAGUGGAAGCGACGACCAAAAUGAAUGCAGACCUAUCAGCAGCCAACAAAGUUAGCUCUGUCAUUAACCUGCCAACAUUUUUGCGACAGAGUGAAAAGGUUCCAGUAGAAGUGCUAGAUCUAUUAUCAACCAAUAAACGUCUAUACAAUAUCAUACUACAAAACUACCCAUCACUUCUCGCUUUAAGAAGCAACUCUGAACAAAAGCUCCCAAUCGAGCCAGCUCCAGAAGUGCCUAAAAAUAAGCCUAUUAAAAUGUCAAUGAAACUGAAAUUAAAUAAAAAAGAAAAAAAGAAGGACUUUGAAACAAAACUGGAUAUCGUUAGGGAGAAGCUAUUACAACCGAUUCCAGAAAAUAAGCCAGCCAUUAUAGCUCCUAGAAAUGACCGUCAGGAUUGGUGGAACUUGAAGACAGACAAUCACUACUUAAGAGGUAUCAGAGUGCAUCGCAAUUCCAUUAUGCACAGAGGUGCCAUGAUGAACAUUGCGAAAUACAAGCUACGCGCGUCUUCGUGUCCUGACAUUUACAGGAAUUCCAUGUGGUCAAUAGAAGAGCAAGAGACUGGUGGCUCCUGGGGAAAGCGAGUGAUCGACGCACUGAACAAGACCUUCGACUUCAACAUGUUCACCGAAUUCCACUUCCUGAUGAUGAACCUCUCGACCCUGGUGCUGUUCAUCUGGUUCAUCGUGCCGCUGUUCUACCUGCCUGGCUUCAUGGAGGAGACUGGGUAUUCCACGUACCAGGGUCCGGUGAUGCUCUCGGUCUUCGGUGUAGCUAAUAUUAUUGGUAUUGCAGGUCUCGGCUGGAUGGGCGACUUACCCUGGGUAAACAUCACGAAGACCUACGCGCUCUGCCUCAUCUUCUGCGGAGUCUCCAUCAUCAUGUUCCCCGUCCUCAUCCGCAUCAUGGACCCGUUGGCGCCCCACAGCUUCUACAUCAUCGCUGUGAAUGUAGUUAUCUUCGGGCUGACGUUCUCCAGUUCCUACUCGUAUACUCCGAGCAUCUUGGUGGAGCUUAUUGCGCUGGAGAGGUUCACUAUGGCGUAUGGGUUGGUGCUGCUCAGCCAGGGGUUGGGGCAUCUUGUUGGACCACCUAUGGCUGGUGGCCUGAAAGACAAGACAGGUUACUGGGACGCGGCAUUCUACGUGGCUGGCAUCUGGGUGAUCAUCUCCGGUAUCCUUGUCGGCGUGAUUCCGUACACCAAGAACUUCCGGAUCUGCGGUAACGCCCCGCUGGCGAAGGACGUCGCUUCGGAACCGGACCCGGGUGUUAGGAUCAUUGUACAUUAGACUUUAGAAGAAAUGAGAAGGACGGGUUACUUGGGGCUGUAAGGCCUGAGUGCAUGCACGUUCAUAUUGGACGUGCAGCGUGGCGGGGCGUGCGACGUGCAUGUCAAACAAUUGAAGGUCAUACUAGUGUCCUGAAUCCACGCUCCGUAGCGUGCACGCCGAGCCGAGUCCACUCAGGCUUCUCGGGGAUCAUGGCGUUACCAACACAUGAAGUUGAAAGCACUACUGCGAUCACACAGGAAUUCAAACCCGUUAGGGGUGCCACUGGUGCCAGUACGCAGCAGAACAGAGUAGUUCACUUACGCUCCGUAGAGAGUUGACGGGUCUACCACUCUGUACUUUGAGGCAUUUAAAAACUUAGACAAAUAAUUUGGACAUGUUCGUGUAGUUUUUAUCGGUUGACCAACCAAAUACAAAAACCAAGCGAAUCUGUUGCUGACGACCUUUUUUAUACCACGUCGGUGGCAAACAGGUAUACGGCCCGCCUGAUGGAAAGCGGUCACCGUAACCUAUGGACGCCUGCAUCUCAAGGGGUGUCACAUGCGCGUUGCCGACCCAUUAGAAACUUGUACACUCCUUUUUUGAAGAACCCCAUACUGGAGUUCACCGGGAAUACUUGUCUUUAACUUGCUUAUUUGGUCGGGUAUUCAUCAAGUGGCUUAAGGAGCCUUUUGAGGGUACAUUUUGUUUACAUAUAUUUAAAUACCGAAUGAUACAGACUAAAUUUAUCCUCUAGCGAUCCACCAUACAAAAAUUUGCCAAUCAAAUUUGAAUCAAUGGUACUAUAAAACAGGGCUGAAUUUUUUUUUAAAUCGAACGAAUCAAAACAAAAGCAACUCAAUUCUAUUAAACGUAGAUUCAAAUUACAUCGUAGGUAUUUUGUCCUAGUAUUAGGACAUUGAACCCCAGGAGGAUAGGAUUCAAGCUAAAACUUGAACAUGACACCUGCUGCAGAUUUACACUUUGUGAAGGCCUGUGCUACCCCAUACAAUAUAAUAGCCCCUUGUGAUGAUUUUAAACUGUGAAAUGGAAAUUAGAAAGUUGUGCCUACGCAGUUAUUAAAAUUUGAGUGACUAGUGUGCCUUAGAUUUGUAUGACAUCGCAGUUAUUUAUGAUGAUCUGCAUAGUUUUGUAUAUUAUAAUAGCUAUGAUCAUUGCUUUAUUAAAAUUUGGACAAUCCGUGAUUUUAGUUAGUACAGUACCUAGAUAGCGUUUGGUAUUGUGCCUGUUAUUUUAGAGACACGC
Leguminivora glycinivorella is the source of this 4456-nucleotide messenger RNA. RefSeq lists its product as uncharacterized. Gene Ontology annotation, biological process: monocarboxylic acid transport; transmembrane transport. Lineage: Eukaryota; Metazoa; Arthropoda; Insecta; Lepidoptera; Tortricidae. The record is from RefSeq and is a predicted model, not a curated record. Gene Ontology annotation, molecular function: monocarboxylic acid transmembrane transporter activity. The transcript has 6 exons. The coding region runs from base 791 to 3211 and encodes 806 amino acids.